Messenger RNA from Ceratitis capitata (Mediterranean fruit fly), 762 nucleotides. Its product is annotated as lateral signaling target protein 2 homolog. The record is from RefSeq and is a predicted model, not a curated record. Bases 1 to 762 code for a protein of 253 amino acids. NCBI's taxonomy places the organism in Eukaryota, Metazoa, Arthropoda, Insecta, Diptera, Tephritidae. The transcript is spliced from 4 exons.
AUGGGCGUCUGGUAUAAUAGUGACCAUCGCGAUUGGGGAUCGAGACCGUUAUCACUGCGCAAGCCAUCAUUUACCAGCAGCAGCAGCGGUAGCAUCAACGCUUGUCCACCCCCACCACCUACACCGCACAGCGCCGGCAGUCAUUGCACCAGCAACACAAACACAAACAAUUACAACAGCAACAACAACAACACAAACUGCACAAGCACAACAGCAAAUAGCCAAGUAACUGGUACAACAGCAAUAACAUACAACAAUCGUUAUAAUUUAAAUUCAUCAACAACAACAACAUCAACAAGGCAUUCGAUCAGCGGUCGAAGUAACAGUUCACCGUGCAAUCCAUUGCAGGUGAAAUAUUUCGAAUUCCCACCAAAUCUUACACUACUAGCAACCGGAUCGACACCAUCACUGGCGACAACAACAGCUGUAGCGUUAGCCGCAUCCACCACAAGCACCCCCGCACUCACAUCCGCCACCAAUUCACCCAAAAAUUUCUAUCAACCCCAACAUCACUCACACUAUUACCAACCACAUUUGCAUCAGCAUUACCAACAUCAUCAACAACAACAACAACACGCCACAUCCACCUCCAAAGGCAGUCCACAUCAGCAACUAAACCAACCGACGCGCCAACAUCACCACCACCACCACCACCAACACUUUUCAGCGACCAAGCAAACACGUACAGAAUUUGAGUCGGAAUUCAGCAGCGAAGCGGAGGAGCAACAACUAAGUCCGCCGUUAACUCAACGCCGCCAGUAA